GACUUUUCAAAUUAAUAUACAAUUAUUUCUUGAUGGACUUGGUGUUUUUUCACUUGAAAUUUCUUACGAUAUUUGUAUUGAACUCACAGUGACAUACUGCGUUUGAGUUUUCGUUUAUUUCGCUUUUUUAUAUCAUAUUUGCUAUGGAAAGAAAGGUGUUUUUGGGCCAAUACUUGAUAUGGGUGAUGUUAUUGUUGGGACAGUUACAUGGAUACAUAAGCUGUAUUGAGAAAGAAAAGAAUGCUUUGUUUGAGCUCAAGAAAUUCCUGCUCUCAAGGAGGGAAGAAUGGGAUCACGAUCGUCCUUAUCUCCCUACUUGGACUAAUGACACAGAGAGCGAUUGCUGCUUGUGGCAAGGCCUUACGUGCGAUCCUACCAGCCGACGGGUUAUCGAGCUUUCCUUUGGAAGCCUUUUCCUCAAAGAGAAUUCUCGCCUGAACCUUUCUUUGCUUCAUUCCUUUGAAGAUGUUCGAAGUCUGGACUUAUCCUUUCUCGAGUUCGAAGGCAUAUAUGAUGAUGUGGAAGGUUAUAGAAGCCUAAGAAGAUUAAGAAACCUGGAGAUUCUGGAUCUUAGUUUUAAUAGAUUCAACAACAGCAUCUUUCCUUUUCUUAAUGCCGCUACAUCACUCACAACUCUGUUUCUUCCGUUCAACCGUAUCCAUGGUCCUCUUCCUGUUAAAGAUCUUAGAGAUUUGACAAACUUGGAACUACUGGAUCUGAGUGCAAACGGAUUCAACGGCUCCAUACCAAUACAAGAGUUAACUUCCCUGAGGAAACUGAAAGCUCUGAAUCUAAAUUACAAUGAAUUUUCUGGCCCAACGGGAUUGCAAGAGUUUGCUGCCCUGAGGAAGCUGAAAGCUCUGGGUCUACGUUACAAUAAUUUUUCUGGCUCAAUUGGAUUGCAAGGGGUUUGCAAAUUGAAGAAUAUAGAGGAGCUCGAUCUCAGUAGCAACAAGCUUCUAGGUCAGUUUCCUUUAUGUAUAACUAACCUGACUGGACUUCGACUUCUUGAUCUCUCAUCGAACCAAUUGACUGGGAACAUACCAUCUGCUCUCGCUAACCUUGAAUCCCUUGAGUACCUAUCACUGUUUGAUAACAACUUCGAAGGUUUCUUCUCACUUGGUUCACUCACCAACCUCUCAAAGCUUAAGGUGCUCAUGCUUGAUUCAAAUUCCAACUCAUUUCAAGUAGAGGUGAAAAGUUCUUGGAAGCCAAAAUUUCAGUUGAGAGCUAUUUCACUAGGAACUUGCAAUUUGGAUAGCAUUCCUCAUUUUCUCCUAUACCAGAAGGAUUUGCGUUAUGUUGAUCUCUCUUUCAACAAAAUUUCUGGAAAUUUUCCUACAUGGCUGUUGGAGAACAAUACAAAACUCGAGGUUUUGAAUCUAGGGAAUAACUCUUUUAGGAGCUUUCAACUACCGAAAUCCGAUCACAAUCUGGUUUUGCUGGAUAUAUCACUUAAUGAAUUUGAUCAACUCUUUCCUCAGAACAUUGGGUGGAUACUUCCUCGUUUAACGUAUAUGAAUCUGACGACUAAUGGUUUUCAAGGAAAUCUACCAUCUUCUCUUGGUAACAUGAAAGAGCUUGGAGUUCUGGAUAUAUCUCACAACAAGUUCUACGGAAAGAUACCAAAAAGUUUUUUAAUGGGUUGUUAUUCCAUGUGGGUCUUGAAGCUGUCACAUAACAAACUAAGUGGAGAGGUUAUUCCAGAAGCAUCAAACUUUGCUUAUUUAAGGGGGCUGUCUAUGAAUAACAAUUUAUUUACAGGAAAGGUCGGAAGAGGUUUGCGGAGCUUCAGAUCUUUGGAAAAGCUUGACCUUUCGAACAACAAUCUCACAGGUGUUAUUCCAAGUUGGUUUGGCGAACUUCAAGGCUUAUCUGUGCUAAAGAUUUCUAACAACUUGUUGGAAGGUGAAAUACCUACAUCGUUGUUCAACCUAUCCAGUAUUAGCCUACUGGACCUCUCUGCAAAUAGUUUAUCAGGGAACAUACCUCAAGCCAGUUCUGGAUAUGGGGUAGUAACAUUGUUACUCUUGAAUAACAAUAAUUUAUCAGGGGUUAUUCCAGACACACUUCUAGCAGCCAAUAUCACCGUCCUUGAUCUGAGCAAUAACAGACUGUCUGGGAAUAUUCCGGAGUCCAUCAACAACAACAUCAGAGUUCUUCUUCUCCGAGGGAAUACUUUAACAGGCAAUAUUCCUCGCCAGUUGUGUGCCUUAACAAGGCUUCACCUCCUGGAUCUUGCUAACAACAAAUUAAAUGGAUCCAUACCUUCGUGCCUUAGCAAUGCAUCAUUUGGUUUGGUAAAAGAGGAUUCGUUAUAUGAAUAUGUUUUUUCCAGCUAUUAUUCCGAUAAGCCUCUUGGUACCUCUUUCAAAUCUCCGCUCUUGCAAGAUAAUGAUAUUCCUGCUAAAGUUCACUGGGGAGAAAAUCAGAUGGAAAGCAUCCCAACGAAAAUUGAGUUUGCAACAAAACACAGAUAUGAUACCUACAUGGGCCAAAACCUCAAAUAUUUUUCGGGACUGGAUCUCUCAAAAAAUGAGCUGAGCGGUGAAAUCCCAGUAGAGCUUGGGCAUCUUGUGCAGUUACAUGCUCUCAAUCUGUCUCACAACAACUUAUCAGGAGUUAUCCCCGAAAGCUUUUCAGGUCUGAAGAAUGUGGAAAGCCUCGAUCUUUCUUUCAACAUAUUACAAGGUCGGAUCCCACCACAACUUACAGAGUUGAGCAGUCUUGCUGUAUUCAAUGUCUCUUACAACAACUUGUCAGGAGUCAUUCCAGAGGGAAGACAGUUUAACACUUUUGAUACGCAAAGCUACUUAGGUAAUCCUUUUCUUUGUGGACAACCAACCAACACAAGCUGCAACAACAACAGCAACAACGUCUUUCAAGAACUAGGUAAUGAAGUGGAAGUUGAUGAAUCUUUAAUCGACAUGGUGUCUUUUUAUUGGAGUUUUGUUGCAGCCUAUGUGACAAUACUUCUUGGGAUACUUGCAUCACUCUCUUUUGAUUCUCCUUGGAGCAGGGCUUGGUUCUACAUCGUUGAUUGUUUCAUCCACAAAGUGAGGGAUUUGGUUUGGUAAAAUACUGCAGGUGUUGGAUGUUUCUUAUGUGCUAGUUUCAUUGUUGUCCCCAUCUGUUGUUGUAUUUCUCAAAUGAUCCUGCUCUGUGUCACAGAACUAGAAAAAUGACUUAUGUUUGGUUCAUGGGUACUGUCUUUGUCUUUAAAUAAAUGUAAUGCCUCAAAACAUAUUUCUACUCAAAUACAAGAAGUCUCAUGAA
Molecule: messenger RNA, 3276 nt
Organism: Camelina sativa (false flax)
Lineage: Eukaryota; Viridiplantae; Streptophyta; Magnoliopsida; Brassicales; Brassicaceae
Product: receptor-like protein 15
Molecular function (GO): protein binding
Source: RefSeq, a predicted model, not a curated record